AUGCCUCCCGACCAGCUUUUGCGUUCUCAGCAUACACGCACCAAGACUCAGGGGAAGACAGCACCCAAUGUCUUCGAUGGAGAUGUCUUCAGGCAAACAGUGAAUGAGAAUAUUUCAGACACGAAGAUCAAGCAGUUACAGGAGGCUUGGGGUACCGACAUUGGUGCAGCCGUUGACCAUUAUCGGGAGCCUGACAAGGAAGUUUUUCAUGGCAAUCAGUCAGAGGCGGAGGUGAACAAGGCAGACUUUGCGCCGCCAGGAGACCAAUCGCUAACGCUUGAGAUAGUUGGAAUAAAAAAGCUUCGGUGGGAUCUGAAGAGGCCCUCAAAGACACCCAAACAUGAAGCCAAAGGCAUUCCAUGUGUCCUCCUCGUGCGACGCCAGUACAGCGAGAAGAUGGUUUACGUCAGUACUGUCAUCGACGUGAAGGGCCUCGCCCUUCGAAAGGCAAUUCUAGCCAUAUUCCGAGGCGCCGAGGGACUGGAAAUGACCGAAACCAACGUAGAGCUCUCAGACAUUCACUUCCUCUUCUGGGCCCGUUCAGAGCUUGAACUGUUGGCUACUCACUAUGCGGCUUCAGGCGACGCCGCUGACAAACCGGCCUUGUUCGAGAUAAGGAGUGCUUUGGCUUUCAUAACUCAGGAAUGGGCGCAUACGGACUCUUUGUUGAGCUCACUUCUCCCACAUUCCAUCAGUUUUGACCUCCUCUGGGUUGUUUUCCCACCAGAAUGCUUGGUCAUUGGAAAGGAUGAGCUGGGUUUCGACAAUAUUUGGCGAGCGCGCACUCAUUCUGUCGUUAGACAGCAAGAUGGAAGCAAUAAUUUUGUAAUUGUUGCUGAACAGCUCGAAUGGGAUGGUUCAGUAUUGGGCUACGCGAGGACCCGUCUGACCGUUCCCGGGUUCAACGGUCUUAUUCCAAUGGAGGACCUUCCUUACAUCCCGCUCAAAUUCCACUCUGGUCAAAGGGCUUUGAUGGAGCGAAUCCUAGUACGUGGCGAGAAGAAGCUCAAGUUUUGCAAGAAAGGCUUCAAGAUCCAACAGUACAGCGGCCGCGGACUUCGCAAGGUGGAAAAAGAUGUGAUAUCAUUCGUUAGGUCAAGAGAUGGCGAUCUAACUGCCGUGCACAGUGGUCUCCUUAAUUCCUUGGUCAUGGAAGAGUCGCUGAGAGCCACCAUGUACAAGCUUGUCAAGACCUACAGCCUAGGCCUUUCUGAUUUUGACGAUUUCGUCGAGGGAAAAGGAAAAGGGCUCAUUGGUUUGCUUUAUGGUCCGCCAGGAUCAGGGAAGACCUUGACAGCAGAGGCAAUCGCCGAAACUGGCCACAUGCCCCUCUACAUGGUAUCCAGCGGGGCACUGGGCCACGAGCCCGAAGGCGUCUUUGUCAACUUGAUGUCCAAACUCCGUUUGGCGACUCAUUGGAAAGCAGUAUUGUUGCUAGAUGAAGCAGACGUGUUCCUGGCCAAACGGUCUUUGACGGGACUUACCCAGAACGCCAUAGUGUCGGUGUUUCUCAGAGCGCUCGAGUAUUACGAGGGCAUCUUACUCCUGACGACAAACCAGAUCGAUAAGAUUGAUGAAGCAUUCCUAAGUCGAACUCAUUUCUGUCACCAAUAUUCAUCUCUCGAUUUCGGGGCCCGAAGACAAAUUUGGAUGAACUUCCUGGAAAAAGCAUCCAAGUCCGAGAAGAUCAAAAUCAAUAUUGGGGAAGAUGGACUACAGCAGCUGGCGGAUCUGGCAAUGAAUGGGCGUCAAGUAUAUUUUGGAGAGGAACAAAGCAGCCUUCGUUCCGACUGGCAGGUCAGCGCGCGCACUCUUACGGCGGAUGGGAUCAUCGACGUUAUUAGAACACUGCAAAGGUUUCAGCUUUCGCGUGAAGAAGUUCCGGGAUCUCAAGCCGUGGAGCCUCGAGAGGCGAGGUCGCUCGCAGGCCCGAGGAGGAUUACCACUGUUGAGACAGGCUACCGAGAGGUACCUGAGGACGGCAACGAACUCGAUGACAUCUCCUGA
Messenger RNA from Colletotrichum orchidophilum, 2007 nucleotides. RefSeq lists its product as uncharacterized. The transcript is spliced from 9 exons. NCBI's taxonomy places the organism in Eukaryota, Fungi, Ascomycota, Sordariomycetes, Glomerellales, Glomerellaceae. The record is from RefSeq and is a predicted model, not a curated record. Bases 1 to 2007 code for a protein of 668 amino acids. Gene Ontology annotation, molecular function: ATP hydrolysis activity; ATP binding.